Messenger RNA from Poecile atricapillus (Black-capped chickadee), 1071 nucleotides. It is a transcript of the gene CDK2, whose product is annotated as cyclin dependent kinase 2. NCBI's taxonomy places the organism in Eukaryota, Metazoa, Chordata, Aves, Passeriformes, Paridae. The record is from RefSeq and is a predicted model, not a curated record. Bases 40 to 936 code for a protein of 298 amino acids. Gene Ontology annotation, molecular function: cyclin binding; ATP binding; cyclin-dependent protein serine/threonine kinase activity. The transcript is spliced from 7 exons. Gene Ontology annotation, cellular component: cytoplasm; cyclin-dependent protein kinase holoenzyme complex; nucleus. Gene Ontology annotation, biological process: protein phosphorylation; regulation of G2/M transition of mitotic cell cycle; signal transduction.
UCCCGGGGUCCCCCCGGUGUCGCCCCCCGUGUCCCCCCCAUGGAGAACUUCCAGAAGGUGGAGAAGAUCGGGGAGGGCACCUACGGCGUGGUCUACAAGGCCCGCAACAAGGUCACCGGGGAGGUGGUGGCGCUCAAGAAGAUCCGCCUGGACACGGAGACCGAGGGUGUCCCCAGCACGGCCAUCAGGGAGAUCUCCCUGCUCAAGGAGCUCAACCACCCCAACAUCGUCAAGCUCCUGGAUGUCAUCCACACGGAGAACAAGCUGUACCUGGUGUUUGAGUUCCUGCACCAGGACCUCAAGAAGUUCAUGGACUCCUCGUCCCUCAGCGGGAUCGCGCUGCCCCUCAUCAAGAGUUACCUGUUCCAGCUGCUGCAGGGGCUGGCGUUCUGCCACGCUCACCGGGUUCUUCACCGCGACCUCAAACCCCAAAAUCUGCUCAUCAACGCCGAGGGCUCCAUCAAAUUGGCCGAUUUCGGGCUGGCCCGCGCCUUCGGGGUGCCCGUCAGGACCUACACCCACGAGGUGGUGACACUGUGGUACCGCGCCCCCGAGAUCCUGCUGGGAUGCAAAUAUUACAGCACAGCUGUGGACAUCUGGAGCCUGGGCUGCAUCUUCGCCGAGAUGCUGACUCGCCGUGCCCUUUUCCCCGGUGACUCCGAGAUCGAUCAGCUGUUCCGCAUUUUCCGCACUCUGGGCACUCCGGACGAGGCCGCCUGGCCGGGGGUGUCGGCGCUGCCGGAUUACAAAGCCACCUUCCCCCGCUGGGCGCGCCAGGACCUGGCCAAGGUUCUGCCACCGCUGGACGACGAGGGCCGCAAGCUCCUGGCGCAAAUGCUGCACUACGACCCCAACAAGAGAAUUUCGGCCAAGGCCGCCCUGGGCCACCCCUUCUUCCGCGAUGUCACCAGAGCUGUCCCCCACCUGCGCCUCUGACCCCAAAAACGGCCCCAAAACCCCCAAAACUGCCCUGAAACCCCCAAAAACGGCCCCAAAUCCCCCAAAAAUGGCCCCAAAACCCCCAAAAUGGCCCCAAAUCCCCAAAAAUGACCCCAAAAUGGCCCCAAAACC